Messenger RNA from Serpula lacrymans var. lacrymans S7.9, 353 nucleotides. RefSeq lists its product as uncharacterized. NCBI's taxonomy places the organism in Eukaryota, Fungi, Basidiomycota, Agaricomycetes, Boletales, Serpulaceae. The record is from RefSeq and is a predicted model, not a curated record. The transcript has a single exon. Bases 74 to 280 code for a protein of 68 amino acids.
AGUGGGCUCUGAUAUAAGGCAUCGCGAAAAGAUUGGUGUAGAAGACAAGUAAGUAUAAUAUAAAAAUCAGACAAUGGAUGUCGGAUGGAUAGCGCGGAAGGAGAAAGUCGUACAAAUAGGAGCUGACCUCGAAUUGAGCGCACCCUAUGCUCGUGCAGGCGUGCAGGCCAUGCAGUUAGGCGCAGUUGUGAUUACGGGUACUCGUUCAUAUUGGUGCAACCGGAUCCAUGCGCAAACCAUGUGUUUGAUAGGGAUAUCUGUGCAUGAAGUUGACCAAUGAAGUCAGUGUUAUUCCCUACAUUUUCAAACUUCUGCUGAUGAUAAAUAACAUAUCCUACAGUCAUCCUCGUGUC